AUGUUCUCUAAGUUCGUCAUCAUCUUCGCUCUGGCCGCAGCCGCCUCAGCCCUUCCAGUGGUGCCGGUCGCCAAGCUGGCAUACGCCGAAGCUGAAGCACCAGCUCAUUACGAGUUCCAGUACUCUGUCCACGACAAUGAGAGCGGGGACGUGAAGCAGCAGCAGGAGUCCCGUGAGGGAGACGUCGUCCACGGAUCAUACUCGCUGGUGCAACCUGACGGAGUCCACCGCAUUGUAGAGUACAGCUCUGACGCACACAACGGUUUCAACGCCAACGUACGUUACGAAGGACAACCCAUCCAGGCCCCAGUCCCCGCUAAGAUCGCCUAUGCUGCUCCCGUCGCCAAGCUCGUCCACGCCGCCCCUGUCGCCAGAGUAGCCUACUCCGCCCCUAUCUCCUACGCCGCCCCCGUCGCUAAAGUAGCAUACGCUGCUCCCGUAGCUAAGGUAGCUUACUCAGCUCCCGUCUCCUACGCUGCUCCCGUCGCAAAGGUCGCCUACGCUGCUCCUCUUGCUCAAGUUUCCUUCUCUUCUCCCGCUAUCUCCUACCACCACUAA
Molecule: messenger RNA, 558 nt
Organism: Danaus chrysippus (African queen)
Lineage: Eukaryota; Metazoa; Arthropoda; Insecta; Lepidoptera; Nymphalidae
Source: the annotation of a GenBank genome assembly